UUUGGCACGCCCGAGCAAGAACUCACUGUCAUCUUCGACACCGGCAGCGAUGUCACUUGGAUCCAAUGCCAACCUUGCUUAACCUCUUGUUACUCCCAACAAGAGCCCCUCUUCGCCCCAGCUCAGUCCACAACCUUCUCCUCUGUGUCAUGCUCCGACCCUGCUUGCUCCCAGCUCAACUCGCCUGAUUGCUCCAACAACACUUGUGUCUACACUGUCACAUACGGCGACAAGUCUUAUACCAAUGGCUUCUACUCUGAAGACACUCUCACACUCUCUCCCACCGAUACCCUCACUAGCUUCUUCUUUGGUUGUGGAGUGAACAACAGUGAUGGUUUUGGCAAAGUCGCUGGUCUCCUCGGCCUCGGUCGAGGCCCGGCAUCUUUAAUCUCUCAGUCCAAUACCAAAUACAACAGUUUUUUCUCGUACUGCCUCCCUUCCACCUCCUCCUCAACUGGUUACCUCACCUUCGGUGGCGAAGCUCCAACCAAUCUGAAUAGCACUCAAAUGCUCACUAAUUCAUCAAUGCCCAGCUUCUACUUCCUUGGUCUCCAGGGAAUAAGUGUGGAUGGAACACAGCUUGAUAUUCCUCCAACUGUGUUUUCUAACGUCGGAACUAUCAUAGACUCCGGCACGGUCAUAAGCCGGCUGCCACCAGAGGCAUACUCUUCUCUCCGGGAUGCAUUCCGGCAAAAGAUGUCAAAUUAUUCAGAGGCACAGGCAACGAAUUUACUUGAUACAUGUUAUGACUUAUCAAGCUAUGACACAGUGGAGAUACCGACGGUGUCGUUGGAGUUCGAAGACGGCAUGGCCUUGGAUUUGGAUGCUUCCCAAAUACUCUUCCUUGUGAAUGGUCCGUCUCAAGCUUGCUUAGGCUUCGCCGGAAAUAAAGACGCUAGUGAUGUGGGUAUAAUUGGGAAUACUCAACAGCGUAAGUUCAGUGUGGUUUAUGAUGUGCCAAAUCAAGUCAUUGGGUUUGGACAAGGAGGAUGUGAUUAAUGAUGAUGAUGAUGAUUAAGGGAGUGUUUAUUUACUUAAAUAAAUGGGAUUAGUACUUGAUACUUAUGACCAUCAAAUGUGUGUUUUUGUUUUGCAUCUUUAAAUUGAUAGAACUUGAUUCCAUAGAACUUUAUGGAUUUCACAAUGAGAAUAAUCCCUAUGAACAGUUAGGAUCUUUUUGAUUGAAAAUU
Molecule: messenger RNA, 1190 nt
Organism: Dioscorea cayenensis subsp. rotundata (Guinea yam)
Lineage: Eukaryota; Viridiplantae; Streptophyta; Magnoliopsida; Dioscoreales; Dioscoreaceae
Product: aspartyl protease family protein At5g10770-like
Biological process (GO): proteolysis
Molecular function (GO): aspartic-type endopeptidase activity
Source: RefSeq, a predicted model, not a curated record